CCUAGGAGGGGCGGGGCAGAAGCUGCUCGAAGCGUUUAUUUACGUGCUUAUAUAAAACAGGUGGCAGUUAUACAGUCAUUACAUAUCAUUACAUAGCAUCGUCUGCGGCAUGGCUCCCCCAGCAGCUGAGACGCAGAAGCAGGAGGUGAGGAGGAAGGAGGAGGCGCGGACAGGGUACACCUAUGAAGAAUACAAGCAUACUGCAGACUGGCUCUUGUCAAAGACAGAGCAUCGCCCUGCAGUGGCCAUUGUAUGUGGCUCUGGACUUGGAGCUUUGGGUGAAGUUUUAAAGAAUCAAGUUGCCUUUAACUACAGUGACAUUCCCAACUUCCCACACAGUACAGUUCCUGGACAUGCUGGACGUCUUAUAUUUGGAAAUUUGAAUGGAAAGCCAUGUGUGUGUAUGCAAGGACGGUUUCACCUCUAUGAGGGUUACUCACUUUGGAAGGUUACAUUUCCAAUCCGUGUUUUUCGCCUGAUUGGGGUUGAAACGCUCAUUGUGACGAAUGCUGCAGGAGGACUGAAUCAAGACUAUAAAGUUGGGGACAUUAUGGUGAUUAAAGAUCACAUAAAUUUGCCAGGGUUUGCAGGACAGAAUCCACUCACAGGUCCUAAUGAGGAUAGGUUUGGCCCUCGGUUUCCACCCAUGUCAGAUGCUUACGACAAAGACCUGAGGAAGCUGGCUUUGUCUGUUGGGCAAGAGCUGGGAUUCUCUGAGAACAUGAAGCAAGGAGUGUAUUGUAGCCUUGGAGGACCCAAUUUUGAGACCAUUGCUGAAUGUAGAUUCCUCAAUAGCCUUGGAGCUGAUGCUGUUGGGAUGAGUACUGUACCUGAGGUGAUUGUCGCCAGACAUUGCGGUCUAAGAGUUUUGGGCAUGUCUCUCAUUACGAACAAGGCGGUGAUGGACUACGACUGUGAACUCACUGCUAACCACGAAGAAGUGCUGCAAGCUGGAAAAGAUAGUGCCAAGUUCCUAGAGAAGCUGGUGACUCUCCUGAUCCAACGCAUUGAGCUGAACAAUAAUGUGUUCUAGGAAGGGUGUGUGAUGGGCCGGAGAAAGUGCUGCCUCUUCAUCUAGGCCCUUGUAUUUAGAAUUAGUGGCCACUGCCAAGUACACUCAGCUAUUUCUCUGUGCAGGGUACUUUCUCCAACCAUAGGGGCUCAUUAGCACGGUUCUGUACCCACCUGCUGUGUAGAGAACUGGACCACAUUCCUCAGCUAUAAAUGUGCUUUAUGACUUUUGACAUGACAAGCAUUCCUCUUUCCCUCCUUCUCAGACCCUUUAGCACUGAUAUCUGAGAUCGUACACAUGUUUUUUGGUAGAUAUCUUUGCAUUCAUUGCAUGACUAUCUAGAGUUCUCCUCUCAUUGUACCUUUUAUGAGAAUAUCAUUUGUUACAUUGAAAUGAAUAGCUUGGUGAUGUUACAAUUUUAUAAUUAUUAAUGCUAUUUAUUUAUAUUAUGUAAAGGCAUUUGUGCACACGUUACUUUUUUUUUUUUCUUUUUUUACAGUCCUCCAUUAAUUUUGACCAUAUAUAACGGUUUAGCUCUAAAUAACAAUGAAGACUUGAAUUUCAUGAGACAAAACUGCAAAGCCAAUCUAAUAGAUCUUGCUGUUUAUUAAUGCAAAGAAUACCUGGGGGCUUUAAUAGACUUCUGGUACUGUAUUGCAUUUGUUUCUAAUAUUAAAUGUACUGUACUCUUCCAUGCAUCAGUGUUUGACUUUAGGAUCAAAGCUGAAUGAGCUAAUGCGGGCUUUAGUAGUACUGGUACAUUCUCUGGUAUAUUUUAUAUUUUUAAAUAGGUGCAAAAUGGUUUUUACUCAUGAACAGAGUAGUUCAUAUAAUCUGCUCCUUGCAUGAAAUUCUCAUAUGGACAAAGUAAUGACUUUGGUCUUAAAAUACUAUAGAACUUAGUAUUUUACAUCCACCUCACACUGCUUCUUAAUAAACUGUACUCUAAGGCCAGGUUCACACAAAGCAGUUAUUGAUGCAGUUUUCAAUUUGCCAAAACAUAAACUGGAUCCUAACAGAAAGGAAGGUAUAACUAUAAGUUUAAUAGGUAUAUAUUUAUAAUGGAUAUUCGAUCUGGGAGGCACUCAAAAUAUCUAGGGUUGUAUAAAUUGACCGCAAUGUGAGAGAUGCUAUGAAUGAUUUAUUAUAUUAACAAUCCAGACUAUUUUUGUAAAAGAAAGAUUAAAGAUGAGAGGAUAGUUGAUUAUCUCAGAUAAAUAAACCAUUUUUAUUAACAAGAAAAUAUUGGAAAAAAAUAUAAAAUAUAAAUCUUGUAUGAACAUUGUGCUAUAAUUUUAUAUGUAGAAAAAUGUUUUCCAUAUAGAGAAAUAAAAAAAAAAUGUAAAAAAUAUAUAUUGGACUUGUUCAC
Bufo bufo (common toad) is the source of this 2381-nucleotide messenger RNA. RefSeq names its product purine nucleoside phosphorylase (gene PNP). The transcript is spliced from 6 exons. Gene Ontology annotation, molecular function: purine-nucleoside phosphorylase activity. Bases 110 to 1033 code for a protein of 307 amino acids. The record is from RefSeq and is a predicted model, not a curated record. Gene Ontology annotation, cellular component: cytoplasm. Gene Ontology annotation, biological process: nucleoside metabolic process. Lineage: Eukaryota; Metazoa; Chordata; Amphibia; Anura; Bufonidae.